Molecule: messenger RNA, 2692 nt
Organism: Carlito syrichta (Philippine tarsier)
Lineage: Eukaryota; Metazoa; Chordata; Mammalia; Primates; Tarsiidae
Gene: ZNF839
Product: zinc finger protein 839
Exons: 7
Coding region: 41-2557 (838 amino acids)
Source: RefSeq, a predicted model, not a curated record
CAAGGUGACAUCUGGAAAAAUAAAAGGUCAGGAGAGGCCAAUGCCCCCACUGGCCACCAUCCAGCCCAAAACGGCAAGACGGAGCCAGCCGCCCAGGGGAACUUCCAGCCUGAUGGGACUCCGCGUAGCCAGCCCUCAGCUGCUCAGGAUACAGCCCCUCAUGAGAACUGGGUCAGAGCUGUGCUUCCGGAGUGACUUGCCUCAGCCUCCUGCUCAGGUGUUUGUACAGAGGCCACUGCCUGCCCUCCAACCAGUCCCUGCAAAGAGUGGCGUGGCCUCCGAGGCUCCAGGCGGCCAGGGCUCCCUGGCGACCCCUUUGCUGGCUUCUCACUCAACACUAGCAACGUCGGUUUCAUCCAGCUCAGCACAUUUAUUGGUUCCCAGCUCGCAUACAAAACAUACCGAGAAACUAAAGAAAUCUUUAAAAGUGAAGACACGUUCUGGACGGAUAUCUCGACCUCCCAAGUACAAGGCUAAAGAUUAUAAAUUCAUAAAAACAGAGGAUUUGGCAGAUGGUCAUCCAUCAGAUUCUGAUGAUUAUUCGGAACUGAGUGUGGAAGAAGACGAAGACCAGAGGGAGAAGCAGGCGCUCUUUGACUUGUCAAGUUGCUCCCUGAAGCCCAAGACUUUCAAGUGUCAGACUUGUGAAAAGUCAUACAUAGGAAAGGGGGGACUGGCCCGGCAUUUUAAGCUUAAUCCAGGCCAUGGCCAGCUGGACCCUGAGGUGCUGCUGUCUGAGAAGGCCAGUGGGCAUGUGGUCAGGGGGCGUGUGGAAGAAGGGACCCUCAGCCUGGCUUCCCAGGAGCUGUCCACAUCAGCUGCUCUACGUGAUGGCGGGGCCUGCUCCCACUGUACCACAGGGUUGGAGUCAGCAUGGGGUGGCCUGCAGAAUGGCCAGUCUGUGGAAGUUGAAGAGACGUUGCUGUCUGAACUAGAAAGUGGAAAUUACUCGGCUCUUUUGGGAUCAGAGAGACACCUGGGACCUAGAAGCAGCAGAUACCCUGAGACCUCUGCAGAGCCCAGCCCACUCAUCCUCCAGCAGAGAAGGGAGGCCCAGCCACUGGAGGCCUCUGAUGCGGCAGGGGGACAGAGGUCAUCCAGGAGUACAGCUAUACUCAAGGAGCUUCUCCAGCAGUGUGACCGGGAAGACCUGGUGGAAUUGGCGCUCCCUCCACUGGCGCAGGUCCUGACCGUGUAUGAGUUUCUUCUGAUGAAGGUUGAAAAAGGUCAAAUAGCAAAGCCUUUUUUCCCAGCCGUAUAUAAGGAAUUUGAAGAGUUGCAUAAAAUGGUUAAGAAACUGUGUCAAGAUUACCUCAGUAGUUCUGGCCCAUGCUCUCAGGAGCACCUGGAAAUAAGCAAUAAUAAGGUUGCUGAGUCACUAGGAAUCACAGAAGAAUUCCUGAGGAAGAAAAAAAUACAGUCAGACUGCAUUCCACCUGAGAGCCCCAGCAUAGAGAUGGAUGGGGAGCACCUAGAGGAAGCUGGCAGAAAGAAGAGGGAAAAUGAGGCUGCAGAGAAGGGGCUGGCCUCAGUGAAGAGGACCAGAAGAGAAGCUCUGCCCACAGACACCACUGAAUCUCUUGCUGCUGACAGCGGAGGCCAGGAGGAGCCCAGGCCCUUGCAGGCUCUGGCUGUCAGUGAGGGUGUGGUCCCUCUAGUAAAUGGGCGCACCUCUGCCCCGUCUGAAGAAAACCACAUGGCCACAGCUUCUGGUGGCAAUGGGAGCGAGCUGUGUGCAGGCCAGCAGCUCCAGGCCUUUGCUGACUUGGAAGCCAGGAGUAGGCCUGCAGGUAUGGCUGCCUCAUGUCGGGACGUCAGCCGGCCGGUUCUAUAUCCUCAGUUAGGAGAGCCCGGGAGACUGACGCAUGCGCAGGUGACAGCAUUCCCCGGGGACAACGCUCCAGAACACUCUUCAUACCAGGAUGCUGGGGACAGCCUGAGGAGGCCGCGUGUCUGCAGCACCUUGCCAUCCGGUGGAGGAGGAGCAGAGACCAUGCUGCUUGGUGGGUCUGGAAGCACAGAGGCAGGAAGCCUCUUUGCUGUGUGCGACUCCCACCCAAGCUGCCAACAGCCCAGCUCCCACGACAUGCUGCCUUCAGGCCUUGCCACACUUCCACUUGAGAAUUUGUCCAUGGAUAGCACACCACGGGACUGUGCCUGCAGGAUUGUAUCCAAGCUGGGGCCUCAGCCUGGCCCAGAUGGAUCACUGUCUACUGAAGGAGGGCCCAGAAGCCCCACGGGGGGCUUGAGCCAGUUUCCCUGUGGGAUGGAGGUGCAUGCUGGCCAGAGAGAACCAGAGAGCGUGGUGGCUGUGGGUGAAGCCAUGGCUUUUGAAAUUGCCAAUGGGUGCCAUGAGUUAUUGUCUCAGGGACAGGAGCAGAUUUUUAUUCGGACUUCCGAUGGGCUUAUCUUGUCCCAUCCAGAUACAGUUGUGUCUCAGGAGGAGGAUAUUGUCAUAGUGGCCAACGCAGAGGGGUCUGCCCUGCAGAUGGCCCCACCAGGAGUUCCUUUCGAAACCAUGGAGUCGUUCUUCACCUUGGAGGCAGAGCCCUCAUAGUGAAAAGGAGUCAGAUCCUAGAUCUGUACGUAUUUCAUCCAAAGAAGGUCUCUUAAAAGCAGCCUAUAUUUUUCUAAUGUGAGUACUGAUGCAAAGGAACCUUUUAUUUAUAAAGAAUAAUGUCUUUUUACCUUA